AUGUUCGAAGACAAUUUGCUGAAGAGCGUGCAGGAUCAUCUACGAAUUUCGGAAGAAGACAUGCAAAUAUCUAGCAUGAAAAAGGCCGUGAACGUAGAAAAGCUAACAGAACUCGUUGCCGCUUGCCGUGCUUAUGAAAAAGAGAUGUCUAGUCUCAAGCGAGAUGUCGAGGGUGCGACUCAUGAAAUCAACCGCGCCCGCUCAAGAAUCACCGAGUUGAAGUGUCAAUGCGACGCGCGCCCUGGUAGCUCAAACUUUCGAAAACUUCUGCUGAGAGCAAAGACAGCUUCUCCAAACUUCGAAACUGAGGCAAGUUCGAGUGGGUAUCAGCAAGUUCGUCGACAGUUACAAUUCGACUCGGCAUACUGUUCGUUUCACAGGUGCAUGAAAUUUGAGACUACUUCAGACGUCCGAAUUGUCGACAUAAAGCACUGCCUUCUUGAACUGCUACGGAUAGCUUCGCAUGACUAUUCUGGUCUCCUUAAGUCAGCAAACGCCAUGCUAGAAGACGAAGUAGGUCGUCGAAGAGCGCUUACUUCUUUGUAG
Ostreococcus lucimarinus CCE9901 is the source of this 546-nucleotide messenger RNA. RefSeq lists its product as uncharacterized. Lineage: Eukaryota; Viridiplantae; Chlorophyta; Mamiellophyceae; Mamiellales; Bathycoccaceae. Bases 1 to 546 code for a protein of 181 amino acids. The record is from RefSeq and is a predicted model, not a curated record. The transcript has 3 exons.